UUAAUUUUUAUUAGACUUAAUAUAUAAAAAGAGGAAUUUAGAUGAAACACCUGACUGAUAAAAUCCCAACGUGAGGAAAUGUCUCGGAUUCUAACGAGGAGGACACGGACUGGGACGAAUGAUUAAUCUGAAGAUAGGACGUCAGAAGUCUGAGGUGUGUGAGCCUGUGAGAAGAUGUCUGGCCUCAUGUUCCUGCAGCAGGAUGUCGAGGAUCAGGUGGAGCUGUGGUGGUUUGGUGAGCCGUGCAUCUCUCUGCUCUGCUACACCUCGUCUGUUGCCCUGGUGCUCGGGCUGGGGACAGGCGGCGUGGUGCUCCUGUCUUCAGCCGGCUCCGCAGAACCUUCCUCGGCUGUAUGGCGCCUCGUUGUUGGCUCCACCCUCUGUAUCCUGGCCCUCGUACUCGUGCUGAAGCAGCUGCUUAGCUCGGCUGUGCAGGACAUGGGCUGCGUGCGCAGUCGGAGGCGCAUUGCUCAGCUGCGCAGCGGUGGAAGUUCGGAUCCCUCUCUGCUGCUAGCUGUCGGCUUGGCGCUGAUGCUCGGUGGUGCCACGGUGCUGCUGUGCUUGGCCUCAUCACACAUGCUGCUCACAGGGACGCUCCUCCUGACUUGUGGUGCCGUUGUGGUGCUGAGUGUGGCGGCGUACGCAAUGAUGAAGUAUGUAUGGGAGCAAAGAGGAAGGAGGAGGAGGAGGAUCCGGAGAAGGGUGAGGGUUUAUACCAUAGGAGGACAGACGAGUCACGUGUGGAGAGACUCUGCGUCCAGUCAAGUUGGUCUGAUAUGAACGGACAUUCACACAGUUUUCAUUUGACACUUUCUUAUCAUGUUGUCUAAAAACCUCCAGGAGUCUCUGAACACACCACAGCAAACACAUGAAGAGACGAGGGACAGGAUUUCACACACACAGCCGAGCGUCCUGUCGGUGUCCUCGUCCUGGCCGGGUUUGUCCACGUCUCA
Molecule: messenger RNA, 953 nt
Organism: Tachysurus vachellii
Lineage: Eukaryota; Metazoa; Chordata; Actinopteri; Siluriformes; Bagridae
Gene: tmem125b
Product: transmembrane protein 125b
Exons: 2
Coding region: 175-780 (201 amino acids)
Source: RefSeq, a predicted model, not a curated record